GAUAUGAUUAAUUUAGCAAACAAAUGAAGGAUUAGCUUGACUUGAGAAAGCUGGUUAAUUAAUUUAGGGAAAUCCGCCAUCUCAUGCAAUAACACUAUUAUUUGAACUUGAAUUAAAUUAAUGAAACAGUUGCAUAAUUCAGAAUUAAAUGAAAUCCAAACCCUAGUUCUUUCCCAUUCAUAAUUUCUUUAAUUUAGAAAAUUCUUUAGUUUAAUUUUCUUUAGUUUACUUAGUUUUCUUUUAAAUAGUUUAGUUCUCCCUAUUAAUUGGUUAAUUCAACUUAGGUUAGAUUAAUAGUGUCUUGGUACUGUAGGAUAGUCUUCGAGGGAACGAUAUCUUACUCAUCUUAUACUGCAUAAUCGAUUAGGUUCACUUGCCUAAAAGUAGUGCGUAUUUGUCGGUUCAAUGCCUGCACGCGAGCAAGGGGAAAGAGGUGUUAUAAGUUGCUCCACCCGUUCUGCUACAAAACUAAGAGAGGCAGGAAUCAAGUUCAGAAAGGGUAAUGAAGACAACAUGUUUGAUAUAAAGUUUGAAAAGGGGACACUUUACAUUCCACCUGUAAGUAUUCAAGAUCAGACUGAGUUACUUUAUUUCAAUAUCAUUGCCUAUGAACAGUUUGACAGCAGUGGAUCUCGAAAACGCUUGACUGAUUAUAUGUGUUUCCUGGAUUUUAUCAUUGAUAACGAGAAGGAUGUGGAGUUACUUUGUCAAAAGGAGAUAAUGGAUCACUGGUUAGGCACUGACGAAGCAGCUGCCAAGAUGUUUAAUAGGCUUGGACAUGAACUCCUGAUUGACACAACCAACUUCUUUUACGCCAAGUUGUUUAAGGAGGUCAACGACCAUUGCCGCGAGCCUUGGAACGAAAGGAUGGCAAGCUUAAGGCACAAUUAUUUGAACACUCCUUGGGCUUUGAUAUCCAUUUUUGCAGCAGCUUUCUUGCUUCUACUUACCGUACUGCAAACAACAUUCACAAUUUUCCCUCGGUCUUGAAACAGCCUGAAGCCUUUAGUAUGGAGGGAACAACGUGGAUCAUCAGCAGAUAGCAUCGAGGUGUUUGAGAAGUGCCAGGUGUUAAGAGUGCAUGCAAAGACUUGUUUGAAAUGUUUUCAUUAAUAUCCUUUUGCGUCUUGCUUUAAACCCUUAAUAAGCGUGUAUCUACUUUAGUACCAUGUUUUUCUUUUUUUGUUUGGUUGAGUUUCUUUAUACUUCUAAAUUAUGUUGUACUUUUUCUGUAUAAGAUUUACUUAAUGAAAGUUGUUUAAUAUC
Rubroshorea leprosula is the source of this 1266-nucleotide messenger RNA. NCBI's taxonomy places the organism in Eukaryota, Viridiplantae, Streptophyta, Magnoliopsida, Malvales, Dipterocarpaceae. The record is from the annotation of a GenBank genome assembly.